AUGAUAACUAACGUUGCAUUCCUUGAGACGUUAACCCAUUCACUCACAACACAAUAUCAUCUUUUUUCAGGGCAAUCCUCACAUCAUCCUUGUGCUGCUCGAAACCUCGGCAACAAUCGUGUGGUUUGUGUGUGUAACACGACUUAUUGCGAUGAUAUCGAGCCCGUUGGUGAUCUUCGAGCGGGACAAGCAGUAUUAUACUACUCAUGCCAAAACGGUAGUCGGUUGGUGAAGUCCAACCUACGACAGACUGCUAAUCGAGCAGGUAACCAUUUUCUAUCCGUGAACCACUGGGCUUUUACUGAUGCCGUUGGAAUAGUGCUCCAGUCAUUGCCAAAGUCGAUGCAAAACACCAUUAUUGAGGGAUACUAUGGACCCAGUGGUCUACAGUACACAAUUGGACGGGUGCCAAUAGCUAGUACAGAUUUUUCCACUCAUGAGUAUAGCUAUGCUGAUACACCAGGAGAUUUCUCUCUAUCCAAUUUCUCGCUUACUAUUGAAGAUUGGGAAUACAAGAUUCCAUACAUAAUUCAAGCACAGAAGCUAUCUCAAAACUCCACUAAAUUCUUCGCGUCGCCCUGGAGUGCGCCAGCGUGGAUGAAAACGAAUGGUCACAUGAAAGGCGGCGGUCGGUUACGAGGCAAGGAAGGAGGAGAGUAUUAUCAAACAUGGGCAAAUUAUUUCGUAAGGUUCUUCGAGGAAUAUCACAAGAAUGGAGUGGAUUUCUGGGGUGUAACAGUGCAAAACGAGCCAACAUCUGGACUCAAUCCAGAGUACGGUUGGCAAACCAUGUACUUCAGUGCAUCAAUGGAAAGGGAUUUUAUAAGAGAUUUGCUUGGUCCAGCUUUAAAGUCUUCGCCGUACACAAAAGACAUUCAUUUGAUGAUCAACGACGACCAGCGAUAUACUCUUCCCGAGUGGGUUUUGGACGAUCCGGAGGCAGCUAAAUACAUAGCUGGUGUUGCUGUUCAUUGGUAUGAAGACGAGGAAGUGCCAGCGGCCGUUCUAACAACUACCCAUGAUCGGCAUCCUGAUUAUUUCAUACUCGCCACUGAGGCAUGCAACGGUUUUAUGCCUUUGCAAGGCGAACCUAUACUAGGAGACUGGGAACGAGCGGAAACAUAUAUCGACGACAUCAUAGAGGAUGUUGCGAACUGGGUGGUUGGCUGGGUGGACUGGAAUAUCUGUCUGGAUAUGCAAGGCGGUCCCAAUUGGGUGAAGAACUUUGUUGAUUCACCGAUCAUUGUGAACGCCGAGAAGCAGGAAUACUACAAACAGCCGAUGUGGUACGCAUUGGGUCAUUUCAGGUUAGUCAUACUCAUUAUACAGUCUUUUCGCCUUUCUUUCUGUGAUUGUUCACACAUGACGUCAUAUGCCAAGAGUUCAUUUGAAUGA
Haemonchus placei is the source of this 1395-nucleotide messenger RNA. NCBI's taxonomy places the organism in Eukaryota, Metazoa, Nematoda, Chromadorea, Rhabditida, Trichostrongylidae. The record is from the annotation of a GenBank genome assembly.